AUGCGUGGCACUGGAGCAGAGCUGCGGAGAGAAGAUGAGAAAAUGAAAAUGGCAAGUGUAAGUUUGAGACAGUCACACAUACCACAGUUGUCGGAAAAUGAGAGGAAGAAAUGGAACUUACUCUUCGCAGUAAUUUUCAAUCCGAUUUCUCCUCAUUUCAUUUCUAAUGCGGCUGCUGACAAUUCUGAAUCUAAAAGAGGGGAAAUGCAGCAGGAGAGACCACGGAUUUUGCAUUAUGACGAGUCUUGGAAGCCGUGUCUAAAAGAUAUUCACCCAGUUUAUUUGGUGGUUUAUCGAUUGACAGCAUUCUGUCUGCUUUUAGUUGCCCUCAGUUUUGAUGUUGCCGCUCAUGGUGGUGAAUUAUUUUUAUACUAUACGCAGUGGGCUUUUACUUUAGUCACCAUCUAUUUUGGGUUUGGUUUGUUGCUUUCUAUCAACGGAUGUUUACAGCAUCACAAAGCAAAUAGAUCCAGCGACUACCUUGUAUCAGAGGAGGUGGAGCAAGGGUUAUAUGUGCCUCUUGCCCGUGGAGUAAAUGAAACUGGAGUCAAAUCACCAAAUAGAUUGGAAUGUCCAGGAGAACAACAUUGUUCGCGAACUGCUAGCUUGUGCGGAUACCUGUUUCAAAUUUUAUUCCAGAUGACUGCAGGCGCGGUAUCUAUUACUGAUACUCUUUAUUGGACUCUAAUAUUCCCCUUUCUUCACAUCAAAGAUUAUGAACUGAAUUUUUUGACGGUUGUAGCUCAUUCACUCAAUGCGAUCUUACUCCUUGGGGAUACAGCUUUCAACAGCUUGGGGUUCCCUUGGUACCGGAUCUCUUUCUUCGUUUGGUUGACGUCUAUUUAUGUCAUCUUCCAAUGGAUUAUUCAUGCAUGUGUAUCAAUUUGGUGGCCGUACCCAAUCCUUGACUUGUCAUUUAAAUAUGCUCCUUUAUGGUAUUUGGUGGUGGCACUGAUGCAUAUCCCAUGUUACGCUAUCUUUGUAUUACUGGUGAAGAUAAAACAUUUGGUAUUGUCCAAAUGGUUCCCUCAGUCAUAUCAGUUUUGCCCUUAA
Messenger RNA from Fraxinus pennsylvanica, 1053 nucleotides. Lineage: Eukaryota; Viridiplantae; Streptophyta; Magnoliopsida; Lamiales; Oleaceae. The record is from the annotation of a GenBank genome assembly.